AUGGAUUCAUCUAGUUCUAAUUCCUCUUUUGGAGAUACUGAUAGUGAUGAAGACAUUGAUCCCAACAAAUUGGUUCGGCCAAAACCCGAGAAUCAAAAGCAAAAUCAAAUAAUAGGUGUCCCAAAACCAAUUCUUAGCUAUUCUUCAUCAGAUUCUUCUAGUGAUUCUGACUCUUAUCAUGAAAGCAAUCAAAGCUCUAGUAAAAAAGGUAAAGAAGCUGUAAGAAUAAAUCAUAAUUUUGGAUCUCAGAAUAAUAUUGACAAGAUUCAAAAAUCUAAUGAAACAAUUUCAAGCCUUCAGCCGCCAACAUUCAGCCAAAUACCUAAUAUAAAAGCUGAAAACCAGCCUAAAAAGAAGUCUGACGAAAUAAGCAAUGAAAGACUGCAUUUAAAAAUCGAAAAUGAUAAAAACAGCUUAGAGAAAACUAUACAAAUAAAUAACCAAAAUGAAUGAACAAGUAAACAAAUCAAGGAAGCAGUCAAUGAAGUGCAAUCUAAAAGUCAAGUAGAUACAAAUAGAAUUUUUGCACCAAAAGUUAAAGCUACAACAGAAGUUAAAGGAAUAAAAGCUGAGGAAAAUAAAAUCCCGAAACAAAAUGCAGAUAAAACAAAUGUUAAAGUUGAAUCAGAAAAUCUUCAAAUAAAGAAGAUUGAUUUAAUAGCUCCUGUCGCGAAAAAUGCAUCUUUUUCUUCUAUAUCUUCAGAGGAAAGCGAUAGAAUUGAUAAAAAAAUUGAUUUUUUAAACUCGCCUGAAGUCAAAAAUCCUUUAAAAUAUCAAUCAAAAAUACAAGAAAAAAAUUCAAUUGAUUCAGUAUCAUCAAUUGAUAGCAGGCCAUCUGAAAGACCUGAGAAAGAAAAAUUUAAUUUUGAAUUUCCAAAGGAUCCAUUAAAAGACACACUUCUCCAUUAAUUAGUAAACAAAAUGCCUGAAGGAUAUUAUUUUUUUUUAAAUUUUUUAAUUAUUUGAAAUGAUAAAUCUAAUUUAUAUAAUAAAAUUUAAUAUAAUUAGCUGGAGAUCUUAUUAUUAUUUGUAAAAUUUAUAAUGAAAAAAAAUUGCUGAUUACUAAAGGAAGCCGCCUUUCCUAAAAUAUGAUAGUUUGGUCACUAAAAAAAGGGUGAGUUAGAAGGUUCUAGUAAAGCUAAACCUCAAGCAAAUCCAGAUCAAAAUGCUAAAAAAAUCAAUUUAUCAAGCAAAUACAAUUUAACUGAUUCUAAUUAUUCUUCAUCUUCAGAUGACUCAUAUAAAGAUGAAGCAGAAGCACCUGCUAAAGAACCUGAAGAAAUAAAAGAAUCCCCCAAACCUAAAUAUAACAUUCCUCCAUUAAAAUUAAACGCUGAUAAAUCAAAAAAAGCCUGAAAAGUACAAUCAGUAAAAAAUAUACCUGAAGCUGAUGUACAAAUUGUCCAUAAAAUUCCUGAACUAAAACCAGCUGCAAAAGUAGGCGAAAAAUUAAAAAAUAAUCCGAGUGUACUUCAAAAUGAAGAGGUAAAAGAAGGCUUUGCUCAUCAGCAAACCCAUGAAGAAAUUGGACUGAACAUACCAAGAUCAUCUUUAGAUAGCAUUAAUAUCGAAAUUGACGAACUAAAAUACUACUCAUUCGAAGAUGCCUUACAAAUUUUCAAAAAAAUAAAAAUUCCUCCAAAAUCCAUGAAAAAUCCAGGAUUUUUUUCAAAAUUCUGUGGGUGUUGUGGAGCUAGUUCUGUAAAACUCACACAAGAGCAAACCGAUGACUGCGAAAAAAUGCUUGGGUUUUCUUAUGUAGAUUUUGAUAUGUCAGUUGGCUUCCAUAAAAGCUUAUUAUUAAGUGUAUAUGGCAGCUUAACUUCUGAAAAAAAUUGACCAUCUGGGACUAAUUCAUGGAAAAAAAUAGGGAUCAGUAGUUUUGAAAAAGAAAUUAAAGGAAAAGGGGUCCCAGAAUUUUUGUUAUUUAUGCUUUUUAUGACUAAUUAUUUUACGAACCCAAUCAAAGAUAUGCUGCAGGAGUCGAAUAUUCAGGAACAAAAAUUCCCUUUUACUGUGACUUUAUUGAAGCUUGGAAAUGUAGUAAUAAAGGUUUUGAAUGAGAACAAGCUAAAUAAAUUCAUAAAAUCGAACAAUAAGACGCUAGAAGUUAUAUUCUUUUUUUAUGCUGGGGUUGUUUUAUAUUGGCACAAGAUUUUUACUCAAAGUGAAUGGUCUGUGAAGCAAUUGGAUAAUAUUUAUAAUAAAACCUUAAAAAAAGCGAUGGGAGGGCCAAAUGAUCUUAUAUUAUCCGCAAGGUCAGUUUUUGCAAAGCAGGGAAAAGAUGUGAAUUUAUAA
This is a messenger RNA of Blepharisma stoltei, 2298 nucleotides long. NCBI's taxonomy places the organism in Eukaryota, Ciliophora, Heterotrichea, Heterotrichida, Blepharismidae. The record is from the annotation of a GenBank genome assembly.